AUAAUUUAUCUCUUGAUAACGCCGGUUUUUCAGGAAAUUUACCUCUUAACAACGCUGGUUUUCCAGAACAUUUACUUCUUGACAGCGCCGAUUUUCCAGAAAAUUUACUUCUUGACAACGCUGGUUUUCUAGAUUUACCUCUUGACAACGCUAAUUUUUCAGAAGAUUUACAUCUUGACAACACUGGUUUUCCAGAAGAUUUACAUCUUGACAACACUGGUUUUCCAGAAGAUUUACAUCUUGACAACGCUGGUUUUUCGGCAACUUUACCCCUUGACAACGCUGAAUUACAUAAUGCAAGUCCUGAUGACCGAGAAGUAAAUUCAAAAAAAGGUGUAAACACACCUGCAAAUCUUACAUUUAACAGGUCUAGGAUGUUAUUCUGCUCCUCUAAUGGUUCUUUCAAAUUCGGACUAUCUAGAAGUC
This is a messenger RNA of Racocetra persica, 426 nucleotides long. The record is from the annotation of a GenBank genome assembly. Lineage: Eukaryota; Fungi; Glomeromycota; Glomeromycetes; Diversisporales; Gigasporaceae.